Molecule: messenger RNA, 1932 nt
Organism: Parasteatoda tepidariorum (common house spider)
Lineage: Eukaryota; Metazoa; Arthropoda; Arachnida; Araneae; Theridiidae
Source: RefSeq, a predicted model, not a curated record
CCCAAAGUGGUGUCUCUUUCCCGACUUAUCUUUAAUCUUUACAAAUUGAUUUUCUUCAUGGCCAGUGAUGGAAUCGUCCAGUAAUCCGCUACAGUUAUGAUAAAACGAAACUGAAAUUUUGUGUCUUUUUGAGAUUUAGAAAGUAGGUGGAGUGUCUGAAUAUAAGAACAAGCAAUCAUUAACCAUACAGGAAGUAAAGAAAGAAAAAUUCAAAACGAUGCCUUCUGAUGAUUCGACGUCAAAUUCAGGCACUAAUGAUCGCUUACAAGAAAGUACCACUUCAGGUGGUCUUCAGUAUUCAUUGAUUGGUGGCCACAAUAUUUGGGAAUGGCUCUUUCUUGUGAUUGGAACUUGGAAUGUUGCUAUUCUUCAGGCUUCAUCUGGUGUGGCUCUUGCACAGUGUGAACUACAUCAUACGCUCUUGUCUGCAGAAUUCUCUACAGAAGUCAUUGUUAUUCUGGUUUCUGUGAUUGCUCUUGGAUUUGCUGUGUAUGGAGUUCAUGAGGAGCACCAAUAUGAUAUGUUUCUCCACAUUGUUUUUGCCACCAUUGCUGAUUUUUUUAGUUACUUUGCUGCUGAGAAAAAAUGUCACUCUUGUUUAAAACUUGUUUCAUUUUAUGUUGCAGUUUUAUUGACUGUUACAAAUAGUUUUGUUGCUUAUAAAGCUACUCAUGCUUCAGACUGGACAGAAUUUAAAAUAAUUGGUGCUUCUGAAUCUCUUGCUGCUAUGUAUAGAAAACAAUGCUGUUUCCUUUCUCUUUUGAAGUUUGAUGCUUUAUUUGUGGUGAUCUGUGCUAUAUACAGUUUUCCUAUAUCAUUAGAUUUUCCUAACAUAAGGAACCUUUAUUUGCUCAUUAGUUUAAUCUUCAUGUAUUCAUUCAUGAGCUGGUGCUGUGGAAAAGUAACGGUUUGCAAGGAAGAUAAAUAUUUAGCAUCUGGAUUCAUUGUGUUGUGUAUCACUUAUCCUUGCUUAUUGAUCUACCAGGUUUACAUGUCAAAAACUCGUAAGAUGUCUGAUGAAAAUCAAGUUUUCUAUCUACAAGCUCAAUUUAUAUGUGCAGUUAUCAUUGUACUCUGCAAAUUUCUUUUGACAGUGUUGAUGAUACAAACCUGUCGAACAUUCGGUUAUGGAUUAAACACCUCAUCCAUGGAAACUUUAAAGAUAUGGCUCGACAGACCCUCCAAGAAGAAGCCUGAGAGCGAUAAGCCGUCGUGUUUCGGAUUUUUGAAGCAAUGCUUUCGUCUGAAAUGCACAAACAAAACUAAAGAGAUGGAAUACACGUAUAAAGACAUCUACAGAUUUUAGUUCAUUUUGAGUCAAGGAGUAUGCCACAGUUUGUUGUCAUUUGAAUUCUAAAGAAAUUGUCGUAGAACGUUUUAUGUUUUAAGGAAUUUGAUCUGUUGUUAUCUCUUCCUACUCAAAUGGUGUCAAUUCCCACCCCCCUUCAAAAUGAUUGCAGCUUUUGUUUUUGUAUAGUUGAUUUAAAGUUUUCAUUCAAAUUCUGUGAGAAAUUGUUAUGCAUGAGUAUUGGAAAAGAAACUAUGUUGAAUCAUUCUAUUCAAUCUGUGAAGAAACAGGGAAAAUAGAUUGAGUUUAAAAAUCACCUGAAAUAACAGGAAAAAUCCAAAGAAUUUUUAUUUUUUGCUUAUAAACUGGAAAUUCUUAUUUUCCUCUUUUAAAAAAGUGGUGACCACUCAAAGCGUAAUCUAUGAGAUAUUUAAGAAUGAUAUUUCAGCUAAACUAAACUAUUUCAUUUACUAUAGCAUUAUUUAAGUAUGUCCCCUUUUUUUUCUAUCUAAGCAUAUUUUUUUCUAUCUCAAUUAAAAUUAGUCUAGUUAGCUUUAUAUAGCUGUAAAUACACAAGUGGGCAACCUUUGUGCUAAAAUACAAACUGAGGUAAACAACGUUAAAGAGCACAAAAAUAUUAUUAA